Messenger RNA from Saccostrea cuccullata (small rock oyster), 1013 nucleotides. RefSeq lists its product as uncharacterized. Lineage: Eukaryota; Metazoa; Mollusca; Bivalvia; Ostreida; Ostreidae. The record is from RefSeq and is a predicted model, not a curated record. The coding region runs from base 1 to 960 and encodes 319 amino acids. The transcript is spliced from 2 exons.
AUGUACAGUGGAGAGUUUGAAAAAAGUCCUAUAAAAUGCACAGUAGUUCUGACUCCAUUUAUGUAUAAUUUUAGAUUAGCUGAACAGCUGAAUGUACACAGAAAAAUAACUGGAGGUCAAUGUAUACUGGAGUUUCCUGGUGGAUAUCCUCAUGCAGUUUCUCUGACAGAUGAUUGGAAUCAUACAAUCCUACAAUUGUUGAGGUUCAUCGAGUUCACUGGAAUGGUCAGUAUUAAUCCUUGGCCAGAAGACAAUGCCUCUUUUAUAGACUAUCAUAUAAUAUUUGAUAGCUUGUAUGUUUUCAUUGGAUCAUUAAAAUUGGUAGUUGACCAAUCGUUCUACCUGGAAGAAAAUAUAAAAAAGUCUCUCACAGUGUUAGCUACAUUAGAUUACGUGGGUAAAACUUCAUAUUGUGAAUCGAAAAUACUUCAGUCUAGGGGUAUUGAUAAAGAAGUGGUCAAAUACUCACAUCAAAGCGUAAGGGUGGAUCCAAAAACAAGACAACCAUUGGAGUUUCCAUCUUUUUGGAGGGAAAAGUACAAAAAAUAUGCCACAGGAUUGCCAUUCAUUAUGAAAAAAAUAACUAGGCCAGAAAUCUGUGUUAUAGAGUACCAUUAUAAGAUUCAAACUUGUGAUAUAGAUGAACAGAACCAUACAAAUAAUCUUGCUUAUCUAAGAAUUUGCUUUGAGAGCUGCAAAAGAGGGGCCAUGAAAAGAAGGUAUAAAUGCUUUUCACCUGAAAUGUUUAAAAAUGGAUUAAAGGAACUCCAAAUAAGAUACGAAAACGAGGCUCUUUUGGGUGAGGAGAUCAUAGUUUAUGUUUGGGAAGCAACAGGAAGAAUUGAUCAACUGUUCUUCGAAAUUGUUAAAGGUUUGGAUGUGUGCAUUCAAGCAAGCAUAACAUUUCAUGAAACACCAAUAAACAAUCCAACUGAGGUAGUAAACAAAUGUAACUUAUGAUGAGAAUAUGUCAUAUUUAUUGUAUUGUAAUUCUUUUACAUUAAAGUAAUGAA